AAGUGCAGAAAGACUUGGCGUGAAUGUUGUGACGUCGUCAAACUGCGACAAGUCGAGCCGCUGACAUUUCAAUGACAAUUUGCCUGUAUUUUCUUUUUGCUCUGUUUGAUAGCUAGGGGCGUAUUGCCAUAAAACAGGGUAGCAUGCAAAGAACUGUAUACACAGUGUUAAAUGACUGGGCAAACACGGCGGUCCCAUUGAUUGCAAGGCGUAGCUCAAAAAUCAGAGCGUCCCUAUGGAGCUCCCGCGAUUACAGUGUGAUCCCGACCCCGCGUGACAGGACCGAGAAGGAGAUGCUUGACCGUAUGCUACGUGUGGACCAUGCAGGUGAAUAUGGUGCCAAUCGAAUCUACGCCGGCCAGAUGGCAGUAUUGAGCAGGUCUACUUCUGGAACUCUCAUCCAGGAAAUGUGGGAUCAAGAAAAAAAACACCUAGAGAAAUUUAAUGAAAUACUUGCUGAGAGCAGAGUCCGGCCGACAGCACUACUACCACUUUGGAAUGUUGCUGGCUAUUUAUUAGGGGCAUCUACUGCAAUGUUGGGCAAGGAGGUGGCCAUGGCCUGCACUGUGGCAGUGGAGGAGAGUAUCUCUGAGCACUACAACAGCCAGAUGAGAACUCUGAUGGAGGAGGAUCCUGACAGAUAUACUGAACUAUUAAAAGUUAUAAAAGAGUUCCGAGAUGAUGAGAUGGAGCAUCACGAUAUAGGAUUGCAACAUGAUGCUGAAUCAGUACCUGGAUUCUGGCUACUUAAAAAUGUCAUCCAGCUAGGGUGCAAAGCGGCAAUUUAUGCUUCUCAACGUGUGUGACUUUGUAUACAGUAUAUAUCAAAAAACAUUUAAAAUAAAGUGCUUGUUUUAAUAUU
Molecule: messenger RNA, 862 nt
Organism: Hippocampus comes (tiger tail seahorse)
Lineage: Eukaryota; Metazoa; Chordata; Actinopteri; Syngnathiformes; Syngnathidae
Gene: coq7
Product: coenzyme Q7 homolog, ubiquinone (yeast)
Exons: 6
Coding region: 144-806 (220 amino acids)
Biological process (GO): regulation of reactive oxygen species metabolic process; determination of adult lifespan; regulation of gene expression
Cellular component (GO): mitochondrial inner membrane; nucleus
Molecular function (GO): 3-demethoxyubiquinol 3-hydroxylase activity
Source: RefSeq, a predicted model, not a curated record